Tricharina praecox is the source of this 3216-nucleotide messenger RNA. RefSeq lists its product as uncharacterized. The transcript has 3 exons. NCBI's taxonomy places the organism in Eukaryota, Fungi, Ascomycota, Pezizomycetes, Pezizales, Pyronemataceae. Gene Ontology annotation, molecular function: ubiquitin binding. Bases 1 to 2895 code for a protein of 964 amino acids. Gene Ontology annotation, cellular component: cytoplasm; nucleus. The record is from RefSeq and is a predicted model, not a curated record.
AUGUCCGAAGUACAACAACGUCCAAGCCCCUCGCCGGCUCCAACUCGGGGACGGGGUUCGGCUCGAGGCCGCGGCGGAAGCUCAUUCACAUCCCGAGGAGCCUUCCGCGGAGCUGCCCGCAACACCAACACCUUCAACGGAAACUCGUUCGACAACAGCGAGUCAAUUGAAGAUCAAGGCGAAUUCGGUGCGCUCAAGAGGAAAUAUCCCGAUCAGUUUGCGCACCUGAAGGAGUUGUUCCCGAACCUCGCCUCGGACGAUAUCCUGUGGGAAUUGCAGGAAAACAACGGAGACCUACAGAUUACUGCUGAUAAGCUCACCGAGGGUUCUACCGCCCAAUGGGGUGAAGUCAAGAAGAAGGGCCAAGGUCGCUCCCGGUCCAAGGCCCAAGAACAGCCAGCAGCUACCUCGCCCCAGCACGACUCGUUUCCCUCCUCGCGACCUGGUCGUGGUGGAAGGGCCUCGUAUGAUGGCUCCCGCCCAGGCCGCGGUCGUGGCGGAAGCGAACCCCGUGGCGGACGUGGACGUGGACGUGGCGGACCUCCCAGCAACGGUGCCCCCCGCCAGCAGUUCAAGGCUCCGGGCUCCUCGGAUGCUCCUAACGUUUGGGGCGAUUCUACUGCCUCUGCCCCCGAGGGCGGCGAUGCUUGGCAGACGCAGACCGAUGCGAGCAACGACAAGAAGGAAGAUGCACGGAGAGCUCCCGCCGAGGUUCCAGCUGCCGCCCCGAAGCCUGCGGUCAAGCUGUGGACCAGUCUGCUCAAGCCGGCAGUCCCCCCUCCUGCACCCAAACCAGCUCUCCAAAAGGCAGCUCCUCCUCCUCCCCCUCCUCAGCCAGCUCCCGAGAAGGCACCUACUCCUCCUAAGGAACCCGAGCCCGUCGCAGAGCUCAUCACAGAGCCCAUCGAAGAACCUGUUGAAGAACCCGAAGUCCUCGUCCCAGAGACGCCCGUCGACGAAGAACCAGCUGCCGUUGAAGAACCCAAGGCCGAGCUAGAGCCCGAGGUCCCCGAGACCCUGCCCGUAGAGUCACACGAGCCUCCUCAGGAGCUCACGGAGGACAAUGUCGAGAAGCUUGAAAAUACCGCCCCACCCCCUCCUACCGAGACCCAGGCCAGCACUGUCGCAACUUCCAUUGCACCCGAUAGCACCCCUACCAUCACCACUCCUAAAGUGCAGGCUGCCACUCCCGUCCUCUCCAACAAAUACCCCGUUUCCAAGGGUACGCCCAGGCAUGCCUUCCGCCGUGUCCUCGAUCAGCAGGAGGGUGUGGUGAUGCCCGGAAACCAUGCAGAAGUAGCUCGCACGGCUCUUCAGUUCGGCAGCAUGGGUCUCAACGGCGACCUUGACGAUGAAGAUGAGGUCGAGACACUCGAACCCGUCGCGCAGCCUCCGCAGCAGCCUUCCCCGAUCGCACAGCCGGUCGCCUCCGCCUUGCCUACUGCUCCGGCCCAAUUACAUGCUCCUCAACCCUCCGCUCCUGCUGCCGAGGCCAUCACCACUCCGAGACAAGCACCAGGCCUUCCUAGCCAACCCCAGGUUGCCCCUCAGGGUAGCCCUCAACCUCCUCUGGGUCCUCAGAGCAUGACUCAACCUCAGAUCCACCCUCAACUGGCCGCUCAGUACAACCGCUAUACCGAACAGCAACAGCAACAGCAGCUGCUACAGCAGCAGCAGCAACAGCAGCAGCAGCCCCAGGCUAAGUCCUUCGAUUCGUUUCAACACAUGCAGCAGCAAUCUGCUCAGCAGCAGCAGCCUCCUACACAGCCUCAGGCGCAGCACUCGCAAACCCAGCAGCAGAACUACGCCCAGUACAUGCAGCCUCAGCAGCAGCCAUCGCACCUAGGCAUUGGGGCCACAUCGGCGCAAGAGCAGCAGUACCACAACUACUACACGGAUCGGUCGCAACCUCCCGGAUUUGGGAUCUACGGUAACUCCAGCUACAUGCAGGCUCAAGCCCACGCACAGCAGGAAGCUGGUGCCUCGCAGCAACGGGCGUCCAGUGGCUUGGGUGGAGCUGUAGAAUCGUCGGCUCAGGCGCCAACCUCUGCCGCCGGCCAGGUUCAGCAGCCGAAUUCGCGGUACGGAGCUCCAACGGGUGAUCAGGGCAGCGGCCACGCCACCCCCAGUCCUGCCCCUGUCCAGACUUCGCAGCAUCAGCAGGGCAUGGGACAAUAUCCUAUGCAGCAGCCAUUCCAUCCCUACUACCACCAGUUCAUGCACCAGAAUUUCUACACGCAGCCCAAUUCCUUCGCCAAGAACAUGUAUGGCUACCCGCAAUUCAUGCCUUCCCAGCAGUACCCGGAUCACUCAUCGUCUCCUGCCGGACUCGGUGGAUUCGCGUCACCUACCCAAGGACGUGACUCGAUGGCCGGUAUUGCCGACUAUAGCCGGAUGAACACGAGUGCAGCUCAGCAGUCGCUGCCCCAACAUUCCACCGCGGGUGGUUAUGGCAAUGGUAUCCCCAACUUCCUUGGAUCGCGGGGAGGCCUUCCACAGGAGCAGCAGCCUCUCGGCGGUUCGUCCGUCGGACAGCAGCAGCAGGUUGGCCAGCCGCAAAACGAUGACAUGAAGUUUGGCGAAAACAAGCCUCCUACGGGCCCUUCGUCUACUCCUUCACUUCAGGGUCAGCCUGGACGUCCCGGAUCGGCGACUAGCGGCGGCGUUGCUCUCGGAGCGCAGCAGGGAGGUCAGAACCCGGCUGCCAUGUACGGAUCUCACUUGAACCCCGGACUCUACGGCGCGCAUCAGGGACAGCAGAGUGGCUACGCUCAGGGACAGUCCGCGAGCCAUUACUCCAUGUACUCCGGAGCUCACCCUAAUCAGUACUCGCAGGGCAGUGCUAGACAUGCGGGAGCCAACUCCGGUACGGGAUGGUACAGCUCUGGGCACUAAAUGGACGGGAUGUCUAGUUUUGCCAGUAGGAUGACUUUUUUCUUUCUCUUGAUCACAUUGAAAUGCUCAUUUUGUUACUCAUGUACGUAUGAAAUGGGUCUGGGCUGAGGGUCGGCGGUGUUGAGGCUGUGAGGGUUUGGGUCUUGUUUUUUUCCUGUUUCUUUUUUCAUUUCUCUUUCUUCCUCGUUGCGGUUUGGCUACUGGGGCUUUCAUUUCUUUUGUUCUCUCGGGUUUCGUUGUCAAGUUCUAGGGUUUGGGUUCCGUUCACCUUUACUACUACUGGUUUACUCUGUACGGUUUGCGUUCCAGUUGCUUCCCGUC